This is a messenger RNA of Salvelinus sp. IW2-2015, 760 nucleotides long. The record is from RefSeq and is a predicted model, not a curated record. NCBI's taxonomy places the organism in Eukaryota, Metazoa, Chordata, Actinopteri, Salmoniformes, Salmonidae.
UUCAUCGUCUGGUAAGCAAAUUCGUGGCUGUGAGUGGACUUUGAGUAAAAACGCAUGUUUAUUAAUAAUAUUUCACAUAUUUUAUAGGGCUUUUUUAUAAUGACUUAAUCGAAAAGUAUUAAAACGGUGCGCCACUUGGCAGCACAAAAAUAACUUCAACUCCCGAAGUCCUUGUCGGUUCACUUCAGGACGACAGGAGCGAGCCCCAUAGAAUCUCAUACAAACUAUCGCUCCUCCUCAAUCAACCGAAUGUUGACGUUUACAACAGGGACUACAGCCCGCUCCUCUACAGCUUGCUGACAACACGGGCUGGACUUUCCAGCCGAGACUUGAGGGAGAAACGUCUAGUGCAAUUCCAGCAAGAUAAGGUUGAAUGUAUCAAAUUUAGGAAAUGGGCGACAGAAACGACAGAGUCCCCAUGAUGACAGGCAGGACAAGAAGAUCAACCAUCGGCCCCACGCCAGCGGGGGGCAAUUCGAAACAUGCCAAUGGCAGCAAGCAGAGCAGCGCAUGGGAAAAAACGCCAAGCCAUCCGAGCCACAGCAACGGGAAGGUGAAGAAGGAAAAACAGGUGCACGAGCCGGUCAGGACACCACAGGAGAGGAGCAAAAUCUGCGAAAGACUCAGCUGCCAUGUCCUCCAGGAGUCCCUGCUCAGCUCAGCCAGUGGAUACAGUAACUAUAGAGGCAUCCUCAACUGGUGUGUGGUCAUGCUGUCGGAGCUCGUGUUCUUUCCCCGCAGUAGUUUGGAACGUACUUAA